AGAGAGACAGACAGAGCGAAGAAGAAGGAAAAUUUGCGUUUACGGGGACAGUCACAUGAAAAAAACUUGCCCAAUUUUUGCCGGAAUUUUCGUGGAAAAAGUGUUGGUUUUGCGGCAAAAAGUGACUUAACAUGUGCAUUAACCCCAUGGCUAGCCCAUUGAAGUGGAAUGUUUGUGAAAAGUGGAGUUUUUGGGGUGAAAAGCUGUAGACAAACAUUGGGAGUGAUUUUGACUUUGGAGUACCCAUUUUCUUUUUAGAUGUAGUGUAUUCCUCAGACGGCGGUAGUUUAUCUUUAUGGAAAAGAAUAGAUUGCGCACAGUUCCGUCAAUGCUUCCGUUGAGCAUCAAGAAGGACUCCGGGUCCAGAGAUGGGGCGUCCGAUGGCUCUCCGGGGGACAUUGUUGUGUACGGACCCCACACGUCCAGGCACAAUUCCAAAAUUGUAGUUAACAAUUCCCGCUCGGAGAUUUCCGUGAGUGCCAUUCAGUCCGGAGGACUCACGAUAAUCCCCACUGGUGCCUCAAAACCUGCCCAGAAAUUCCCAGAUUCCAAUGAUACGGCCAAUCAGACGGCCACCAAGGUCAUUGAUCCACUGGGAAUUUCAAUUAAAGUGCCACAGAUCAAAGAGAUAACAUCAUUGUCCCUUCUGAGUCCACCAAAAGUCCCGGAAACCCAAAAAGCCAUCCCAGAAAAACCGGCUGGACCAUCAUCCCGAGAUGGUGAUAGUGGAGAAAAUUGUACAGCAUCCCCUGAAGAAUCCUGCGGUCGCGCCCAAAAUGUCAGCACACCGCUAGAGAAUUGUAUGAGUAUAUUGUCCAAAGUGCCACCUGAAGUAACUAUAAGUGACUGUGGUGAUGAGAAUUCAGCAAUGGAUUAUCGAACGAUGCGCCAGAGUUUCACACCACCCUUGCCCAAUUUGACCCUGAUUCCCAGGGAGCCUCAGCCACCAGCAGCUGGGCCCAAGGCUCAGGAUGUGGUGAACUUCAAUAAUGGUACAAAUCUACAGAUAAUCCCUCAGUCUGUGGUGGGGGGUGUUGUGGAGUUGGAUGAACUCCUGAAGCCUUACAAGUGUGACAUGUGCGACAGAGCCUUCCGGACGCAAGAGAAUUUGGCUGGGCACAAGCAGCAGCGUCAUGGGGAUUUGACCAAGGGGGUCAAUAUCAAGUACAACUGCAAGCCAUGCCGAAAGACCUUCACCAAUCGCCAAGAGUGGCGCAUUCACAUCAAUUCGGCCAACCACAAAAAGCUCAAUGAGGAGCCAGUGGAUUCGGAUGAUGAUGUGCUAAUUGUCGAGGAGACAGUAGCACCAUCAGAGCCCAGCACAAGUUCCUCAAAAGCGGAAAAACCGUUUGCUUGCGCCCUCUGUGGCCGGCGAUUUCGUUCACCAGAAAAUCUCAAACACCAUGAAAUGGGCCAUUUAAAGCCUCAACCUCCUAAAGAUCAAAUUUUCGAUACUGUCUUCACGUCAUCCAUUAGCCAAAUGGAGGCUUAUCAGACAAAGUAUGAGACUAGUGGAUGGCAGUGUCCGGUGUGUGACACUCUCAUUUACAAAAUAGAAGAAUACAAUACUCAUAUGUUGCUCCACUAUACAAAUAUGCCAUACAAAUGUCGAGACUGUCCUGAAAUGUUUACAACGGCCCUUGGUCGUGAUGCUCACUAUCAGAAGAUUCAUGCAAAUGGAAUGAUUGGGGCUCUGACACCCUUUGUGACACUACAUAAAGUGGUGCCGGAGAGGAAUAGGAGUGAUUCGGAUGAGAUGGAAUUGAUGAGGUUGGAGGAGAUGGCAAACUAUCCCAUUCAAAUGGGUGAGAUACGGCCAUUUGAGUGUUUGGUGUGUAAAAAGAGGUUCCGGGAGAAGAAGGUCUUUGACUACCACACGCAAUUGCAUCGUGGUGAGAGACCGUACAAUUGUCGGUGUGGAAAGUACUUUAGGAAUAUGCAUAAUCUCCAUGUGCAUGAGCAGAGUCAUCAGGAGAGGAAGGAACCUCUGCCGAUGAUGAUGCAGCAAAUGUCAAAUAGUAUUUCGGUUAUACCUCAAGUGCCGAGGCUUCCGAAAUUUGAGGUUACGAACAAUGGGAUGGACCUCCUGGUGGAGGGGAAGCGACAACUGAGACUGGAUGAGGAAGAUCCGGCACUGAGGUUUAUGGGAAUGGAUCCAGAUGGGGGAAAUUUGAAGUGCGCCAUGUGCGAUGAAGAGCAACCAAAUCGAAUAAUUCUGAAGCAACAUGAACUGUGGCAUGGUCGAGAUGGGGAGUUUAAAUGCAAUAUCUGUGGGAAGGGAUUCAGUUCGUUGGUGGGCAUAAAGAUCCACAAGAAGAAACACUUGAAUGACAGCCUGGCAGAACAGGCGGGAGUUGUUGAGAAGAUCUUCGAUGGUAUCAAGGAAUCGGAGUUGUUCACUGAAGAUGAAGAUAGUUCGGACGAAAGGAGGUUUAGCUGUAGGAUUUGUAAGAAAAGAUUCAAGUCCAAGCAAGCUAUUCCGUAUCAUAUGCUCGUUCAUACGGGAGAAACUCCUUUUGUCUGUGAAAUCUGCGAAAGGGGCUUCCGAUCUCUGGCUAGUUUGAAGAUACAUCAGAGGAAACAUGCCAAUGGGUAUGACGAUGACAUAGAUGAUCCACCGAUGGAUGUAUCUUCGAUAGAUGUCCCCCCGAUGGAUGUACCGCCGAUGGAUGUAACGCCAAUGGAAGGACAUCCAAUGGAUAUGACUCCAGAAAUAACUCUCGAUAGCGAUGAAGAUCUACAACCGUCAGUCAGUGAUUUCUGUUCGGUUGUCAUGAUGGAACCAGAAGUAAUGAUUGAAGAAGAUGAUUCCCAAACAAUUUCCCCACCCAAACGACCCUAUAUCAGUCGCAAGAAACCCAAUGAUGAGAUCUUUAUCGGUGGUGAGAGAUUUUUUGUGUGUGACCUCUGUCCGAAGAAGUUCAAGAGUCGAGCUGCUCUCACCUAUCAUUCAGCCACUCAUGAGCGUACGAACAAAUGCGAAGAAUGCGAUAAGACCUUCACAACAAGGAUGAGACUCAAGAAGCACUACAAAGCAAGGCAUCCCGGUGUAAGGGUUCCAAGUAGUUCGAUGAUGCCCAAAAUUGGUGGGCAGGAGGUGAAGGAAGAAAUGAUCAACAUGGAUACCGAUGAGAUGAAUGACGAAGAAGAAGUAGAAGAGGAACCACAAGUUUUUAAUUGUCUAAUUUGCGACAGAUCCUUCAGGUCCAAUCACAGUCUCGUCCUACACAAGAAAUACAAUCAUACAGAAGAACAACUAAAGCCUGAAGUCAAGGAUGAAUUUGUACUUGGUCAUGAGGACAAUGUCAUCGUUCCGGGCGAGAUGGAACAACAGAGUGUGGAAAAAGGUGAUUCAGAUGAUGAUCCUCUGAAAUGUCAAAUUUGCCAGAAAGUUCUGAAAUCUAAGCCAGGAUUUGACUAUCACAUGAUGAUUCACACAGGAGAGAAGCCCUAUGAGUGUCAGUACUGUGGCAAACAAUUUCGUAGUUUCAAUUACUACAAAGUCCAUGAGAACUAUCACGAGAGGAAUGUGAUAAAACGCCGUGGACGUCCGAGGGUGAACAAUGAGGUUUGUGGGGUGAAUCUCAAUGAUAUGGAUUUGGACUAUACACCAAAUGGUCGGGGAUACUUUGAGUGUAGGGUUUGUGGGAAGGAAUUCAAGAGUCGUCAAGGAUUGCCGUAUCAUAUGGCAUUGCAUAUGAAAAAUCGGAUUUUCCGAUGUUUGCAGUGCAAUUUAAGCUUCAGGAAUCUCAAUAGGUUCCAAUUUCACAAUCUUCUGACGCACACUGAGGGUAAGGGGGAGGAGGAGGGUGCUAGGAGACCGGAAGAAAUAAAGGUGGAGGGUGAGGAGAGGAAAAGAGGUCGUCCGAGGAAAUUUCCGAUUUUUAUAAAGGAUGCCAGGGAAGAAGAGGUUAAGAUUAAGAAGGAACCUGGGAUUGAGGGUGAUGAAGUUAGGGCGAAAGAAAAGCCAAAUGAUGGGGAAUCGUCGAAGGUGUUGAUAAAGAGGCUUCCGGAUUUGGAGGAUGGAUCGCAGCAGUUUCAGUGUGUUCUGUGUCAGAGGAUCUUCCGUAGUGUUCAAGCUAGUACGUAUCAUGUGAUGGUGCAUACGGGAGAGAAACCCUUCCGGUGCCACACAUGCAACUAUGGCUUCCGCUCUCAGGCUAAUUUGAGAAAGCAUCAAUGUGGAGUGUUUAGGCCACGUCCGGGUCGAAGGUCCAGGUAUGAUGUUCAGGGUGAAUUUGUUGGGGAUUCCUUUCAAAGUCAAUUGGUGGCAUGGAAGACCCUAGCUGAUAUGGUUCAUUUGAAGUGCAAAAAAUGCGAUCAGGGAUUCAAGAGUAGGCCAGCUCUUAUGUAUCACUGUAUGAUCCACACAGGGGAAAAGCCCUAUAAGUGUCUGAUUUGCGAUAAACGCUUCCGUUCAAUGACUAACCUCAAUCUGCAUCAGAAAUACCAUGAGAGAGAUGGACAUUUAGACAGGCAGACUUACAUGGCGGCCAAGGGGCUGCUGAAGACUGAAAAGGAAGAUGGUCAAACGGUGGAAGGGGAAGAAAACAGCGACACUGUGCAACUAGAUACGAUUCCUGAGUGUACAAUUUGCAAGAAAACCUUCCGAACAGUUGGGUAUAUGCGUCAGCAUCAGCGUAGGGCACACAGGAUGCGCUUCCAGAAUGACAAAACGCCACCGUAUACGGUAGAUGGAGAGGAGGAAUUUGAUUUGCCAGAAGUAAAGCUUGAAUUUGUCGAUGGGGGCUACAAGUGUUCCGAAUGCGACAAGAUUUUCCCCACAAAAGGAGGUUAUGUCUAUCAUUCUUAUACUCACAGCGGUGCUCGACCGUACAAGUGUCGAAGGUGCUCGGCUGAGUAUCGUUCGAGUGGAAAUCUCAAGUAUCACGAGAAGACUGUCCAUAAGAUCGUCAAUUGCGGUGGAAGGAGAGCUAGACGCCGCCGGAGGCACAUGAGGACACCCAAUAAUCCAGAUGGCGACCUCAAACUUUUCCUAUCGCGAAUUGAUGGUAUGCAAUUCAAGAUAAAUAAGCCGCAAGAGGGCAUACCGUCGCCGUCAGCAAAAACUCCCCAAGAUGGCGCUGCAGACGAUCAAAAUAGCUCCGAAAUGACAGAAAAUGCUUCGCAGCCAGGGAAUGUCUUUGAAGAUGACACAGGUGGUAAAAGUAGCCCUGAAUUGAAUCUGCCAAAAUUGUCCUAUGACAUUUUGGAUCCCAUGCCCCUAAGAGAUAUUCCCGAUCCGGCAAUUUCCGAGGUGAUUGCUCUGGAUGAUUUUACAGAGGCACCAGAACUCGAAACCCUGACUAGCAAUUUUGAAGAUGAAGCGGAUUUUAAUCCACUGCCGGAGGUCUGCAAUCAAAGGGCAGCUGAACUGGAGGAACUCACGGAGAAUCUCGAUCAGUGAGAGAUGCGAAAGCAGAGCUCCCAAUGUAUAUAAUUUCUUAUAGUGACAAUAUUAUGGGAAUAAAAUAAAAUCUUUACAGAAUAAAAAAAACUACAAUUUAUAAAUUAUGAGCAUGCAUGAAGAACAUUUUAUAAUCUUUUAUCAUAACAUCUCUAAAACAGAAAUUAUAUUGCAGAGAUUAUUGUAUGUGUAUACCCUUUCUUUAGAGAGUAUUUUGAAAUAAAAAAUUAGAUACCGCAA
Phlebotomus papatasi is the source of this 5647-nucleotide messenger RNA. RefSeq names its product zinc finger protein 729-like. NCBI's taxonomy places the organism in Eukaryota, Metazoa, Arthropoda, Insecta, Diptera, Psychodidae. Gene Ontology annotation, cellular component: nucleus. Gene Ontology annotation, biological process: regulation of transcription by RNA polymerase II. The coding region runs from base 296 to 5407 and encodes 1703 amino acids. The transcript has 5 exons. Gene Ontology annotation, molecular function: DNA-binding transcription factor activity, RNA polymerase II-specific; RNA polymerase II transcription regulatory region sequence-specific DNA binding. The record is from RefSeq and is a predicted model, not a curated record.